AUGCGUUUCGCCGUUGCUGCCGUUGCCCUCGCUGGCGCUGCCAUUGCCCAGGAUGUUGCGGAGGAGGCUCACUCCACCGUCUACUCUACUGAGUACUACACCGUCACCUCCUGCGUCCCUGAGGUGACCGACUGCCCUGCCAGCGCCACCGUUGUCACCAGCUCCGUCUUCCCCAUCACCACCUCUACCAUCUACGCCACCUCGACCUACACCGUCACCGACUGCGCUGAGACCGUGACCGACUGCCCCGCUGAUGCCACCCACGUCGUCACCGAGACCAUCGCCGUCUCCACCACCGUCUGCCCCGUCACCGACGUCGAGCCCACCCCCAUCGCCACCAGCUCGCACCACUACUCCAACACCACCGCUGUCGAGCACCCUCCCUACCCCACCUCCGGCCACGAGGAGCCCACCAAGCCCGCUCCCAUCCCCACCUUCGUCACUGUUGCUCCUGAGUGCCCCGGCACCUCCAUCAAGACCAUCAGCACCUCCAUCACCACGGUCAUCCCCACCGUCAUCUACGAGACCGUCGAGGUCCCCUGCCCCACUGGCGGCCCCGGUGCUCCCGGCGUCCCCGGCGUCCCUGCUCCCUCCGGCGCCGUUCCCUCCGGUGGCGUCCCCUCCGGCACCACUCCUCCCCAGCCUGUCUUCACCGCCGGUGCCUCCACCGUCGGUGGCAGCAUUGCCCUCGCCGCCUUUGCCGGUGUCCUUGCUCUCCUUGCUUAA
Podospora anserina S mat+ is the source of this 726-nucleotide messenger RNA. RefSeq lists its product as uncharacterized. The transcript has a single exon. Lineage: Eukaryota; Fungi; Ascomycota; Sordariomycetes; Sordariales; Podosporaceae. The coding region runs from base 1 to 726 and encodes 241 amino acids. The record is from RefSeq and is a predicted model, not a curated record.